UACAGUGCAAUGGACGAUCUUCUGCCUUCGUAUGAAAGUGCAAUCGAGCAGAACCCUUGGGAGCUCGUCGCGCCCUAUCUCAAUUCACAGUCGUUGUGUACUGCCUCGUUAGUUUGCCAGAAAUGGCACGAGGUUUUCACGCCGCACCUCUGGGGCGCUCCUGCCUCCCACUUUGGUGUUCAGAAUGACACAGUUUAUGUCGCCUUGACUCGUUUCAAGCGAACUUUACACUGGUCGCGGGUUUCAGUCCGAGAGUUGACCCAUACCCUCCAUUUGCCACCGGCACACGCCGAGAUCUAUGGUGGCCCACACUACGAAUGGCUACGUGAUUGUCUUGAACGCCUUCCACGUUUGCAGUGUUUAAUAGUAGAUGGGCUGCCUUUUUUCAACCAUGCAUGCCUUCUCACGCUGAGGCACUCUAGCUCCUGGUGGAGGCAAACCCAUCCAAAUGCAUAUCCCGUCUUUGGCCUUCGCCUUUUAGAUGCGUCUGGCUGCUCAAAUGCCACUCCGACGGGCUUAGCAGAUGCUCUUCCUCACUUUCCAGAUUUAGUUUCACUGGACCUGUCAAAAACUCUUGCUGCAAAAGAUUCAUCAGUCUUCAGCCAAUUGUCACAUCUUCGGAAUCUACGUGUUCUCAAGCUCAGAGGAUUGGGUCUGCGAGACACCGACUUGGCCAACAUCGCCUCAGCAAUUGGUGUCCGUGUGCGAAGUCUCGACGUCACUGACAAUCAACUCACUGACACCAGCGCAAGAAUUCUUUUAGAGAACUGUAUCAAGGAAGUACGUGUGCAUCAAGAAUUGAGUCGUGUGAGCAGUCCUCGUUCCCCAGUGCCUUUCGAUAGACCAAGAGACGAAGUGGGUGAUGCUUCAACGGAGAAUUUGGACGGUCACUUGAGAAAUAAGCUCACAAAAGGCUUCAUUGGUAGUCUUGCCAUAGAGAAAGCGAGGGAUGUCGGCAUUACCCACCUUUACCUGUCGAGCAAUAAUAUGACAGUCGAAGGUAUUUCUGGAAUACUGCGGUCAGGUAGACUACAAGUUCUGGAUUUCGGUACUUUGCCUAGCUUUCUCGCAAGCCCACACCACUCCCUGCCAGAAGGGCAUGACGGAUUACUAUUACCAGGUGUCGAGAAGCUGACGCCAGUGCUCGCGCAUUACGCAGGGCAUAAUCUGGUAUAUCUCCGAGCUAACUACACUAUUAUUACCAAGGAUUGCGCGAUGAACGCCCCCCUGUCCCCCAGGGCAAAGCUCGAUGCUCGCGAGAAAACAAUAACAGAUCCGCCACAAGCAGAACUAGCCUCCGACGGACCUGCCAUUCAUGAACUUCCAGGGGACUAUACACAUCCUAUAGAGCUUCCUAGCAUAGUGGCUGGUGGGAGUGACAAGAAGAACCGAACUUCUACUCCUACUAUUGAGCUCACCCCAGAUAUCAUAACAAAUACAAAUUGUGGAGUAUCCGUUUUCUCGAGCCAAAAUGAAACCACCUCAUCUUUGAGUCCCACGCUUGAUGCAACAGGCGGGCUCUCGCCUCAAUCUGUGAUCCUCGAGGAUAAAGUACUCGCGCGGUCCAUCGAUGAGGCGGAGGAGAAACUUGUAGUCGAAAGCCCUCCCCGCGAUUCUAUGACUUUUGCAGAAGAUCGAAGGGCGCGACUAGACAUGCGGCAGUCUGAAGAGAACCGGCUGCAUCCAAAUAUGCUUCCGAAAGUUCACACCCUCGUCUUGACUGAAGUCCCAAAUCAGACACAUGAUGCGGAAGUUGUGAGUAGACUGAUACAGUUCAUUAAGGACUGCGCGGAGGAAGAUGGUAUAGCGAGGUUACGCGCAAAACACACAUACAUGCUUCCUCCUGGCCGUAAUCGUAAAACAGGCGAGCUUGAGUACGCCAAAACAAUAUUCGCGUUACGCCGCAUUGUGUUGGAAGUCGCAGUACCGCAGUCAACACCCAAGAAAAUUACUAGCAGUUGGCGCGCGUACCCCACCAAGUCGUCAACCGAAGACACAGACUCAGAAGCCUUUUGGGAAGCAGCAACAUAUGACUUCUCAUUCUUUAGUGACGAUGAGUGCGGAUUGCCCACUUUAGAGCCUGGUCGUGGUCCUCCACUUACGGCAAUGAGUGGGCUAAUGCUAGAUACGAGACAGUCUGCAGCUCCUCCCUCGCAAAUGAGGCAACCUGAACCCAGGUUCAAGCCCGCGAUUGAUGUUAUCGGCGAGAUCGGCAAGUUCCGAAGGGAGAGAAAGGCUGCAUACGAUGCUGCAUUCCAGUCAAGCAGUAGCGAAUCGGAGCCUUCAGUGGAAGGGCACUGGCCAGGAAUCAUUACCGUGGUUAGGAAACAGAUGAACACGGAUGCGGGAAUUCUCGAUUACUACGGCAACAAAUUCGAGGCCGGCUAUCUUUAUCGAUGA
This is a messenger RNA of Periconia digitata, 2400 nucleotides long. NCBI's taxonomy places the organism in Eukaryota, Fungi, Ascomycota, Dothideomycetes, Pleosporales, Periconiaceae. The record is from the annotation of a GenBank genome assembly.